Messenger RNA from Parnassius mnemosyne (clouded apollo), 1251 nucleotides. NCBI's taxonomy places the organism in Eukaryota, Metazoa, Arthropoda, Insecta, Lepidoptera, Papilionidae. The record is from the annotation of a GenBank genome assembly.
AUGACGUUCGUAACGCGUGUGUGGAUGAAACUUACGCAAAAUAAAGCCUUGGAAGAACAUAGCGGCAGAAUAGAGAAAAUGUUUUUUGAAUCUAUCUAUAGGGUCUUUUAUAUAACAGGUUUAUCUCAUUCCAAUACCAGUGUUGGAUACUUUAUAUACAGCAGCAUAAUAAAAACUUUAAAUUUACUGCUGCUCUGUAGCGAAAUAGGUCAAUUCUUUCAUAUGACGUGGACUGUGGAUGCAAUAAUUGACAGCGCAAAUAUAAUAAUAAUACAAUUGGGUACUCUUUACAAGUACUGCAAUAUGAUAACUCACCGAAAGGUUUUUAAAGCCUUGGCGAUGGCGAUGGAAUCCCCUAAUUUUGACAUUUCAACUAAAGCAAGAAAAGAUCUUUUGGCCGUUUGGGUUAAGAGAAACAGGAUAAAUACGAUUUUUUUGCUGAUGCUUGGAGUUAUUACUCUAACUUCUUGGUAUAGUUUCCCAUUAAUGGAUGAUAUUGACUACAACUUGAUGUUGGCUGUGUAUGUUCCUUUCGAUUAUGAAAAUCCUACAAUGUAUCCUAUAGUUUACUUUAUACUUGUACUUGUGUUUAGUUAUGUUUCUUACGGGGUUAUGAUUAUCGAUAUCAUUAUGCAGACGUAUUUAAUGCAGUUGUUAUGUCAAUAUAUAGUACUUAAUGAUUGUUUAUGCAAUAUUGGAACGGAAUGCGCAGAAAAUUUUAAAGGAAUGAGUGACAUCGAACUGCUUUAUAACGACCAAUUUAGAAAGAAAUAUAGGAGAAGAUUAGGAGACUUAAUAAUUCAACACAAAUUUAUUUUGGAUAAAACGAUGGAGUUACGUAAAGUCUUAAGUGGGCCGAUGUUAGGACACAUGUGUGGAAGUACUAUACUAAUAUGCUCAAUCGGUUAUCAAAUUGUCAUGUCCCUUUCUGUAAAUAUCACCAAAUGUGUGAUGAGUUUUCUCUACCUCGGAUAUAACAUGUUUAUACUUUAUAUGAUAUGUCGCUGGUGUGAAGAUAUCACUAAACAGGGUGAGGGUGUCGGAUUCGCAGCAUACUGCUCAGGAUGGGAACGUGGUUAUACAACGAUUCCCGGAGUGCGCUCAAGUCUUUUGAUAAUACUUACACGCGCUAAUAAACCGCUUGUGUUUACAGCUGGGGGAAUGUAUGACCUCUCUUUGGAUAACUACUCCAAUUUGGUGAAGACAUCAUACAGUGCUCUUACAAUGUUGCUCCGAUUCCGCAACGAGUGA